Molecule: messenger RNA, 324 nt
Organism: Pleurotus ostreatus (oyster mushroom)
Lineage: Eukaryota; Fungi; Basidiomycota; Agaricomycetes; Agaricales; Pleurotaceae
Exons: 5
Coding region: 1-324 (107 amino acids)
Biological process (GO): mitochondrial electron transport, NADH to ubiquinone
Source: RefSeq, a predicted model, not a curated record
AUGUCGACGUUCACUGCAGCGCACAGGUCGUAUGUAAUGUCCCUCUACAAGCGAACUCUCAAGAACUCGCUGGACUGGACAGUUCGAAGGGAUCUAUGGAGGGCGGAGGCCAUGAUGAUACGGGCUGAGUUCGAGCGGAACAGAGACGUCCAUGACCCGAGGGCCCUUGCUGUUAUACUAGAGAAGGCUGAGGCUAACCUCGCCAAAAAGAAGCACCCCGACCCAGUCAUUUCUCCCCUAUACCCCGGAGGUACCAAAUGGGAGCGCAACACACCCCCUGCAAUGGGUCCGCUCUACGACCACCUUUCUGCCCCAGCGCACUGA